Molecule: messenger RNA, 702 nt
Organism: Angiostrongylus costaricensis
Lineage: Eukaryota; Metazoa; Nematoda; Chromadorea; Rhabditida; Metastrongylidae
Source: the annotation of a GenBank genome assembly
AUGGAUGAGAAUCGCUCUUUCGCGGAAAUACGGCAGCGCCUCCGCGAAAUCGAAGACCAGAGCAUCGCCUCUCGGCUUCAAGAAGAGGAAUUCAAUAAGUACUACAAUCACAAUAGACAGUAUCGGCGUGUGGUUGGGGAGGAUACGAAACACUGCAUCAAAGAGCAGGCGAACGAGGACAAAUCGGCAAAGCGCGAACGAGUCGAGAUGAUUCGGAAAAUAGAGAAAUCCGAUAAGGAGAUAGCUCGUCGUCUGCAACAGAAAUUUGAAGAAGAGGAGAAAGAACGGCACGAGCAGCAAGUUCGAAUUGAUGCCGAACUAGCCAGGGCACUUGCUGAUGACGAGGCCCGGAACACCGACUUCGCGAGGGCACAAGUUCUCUCUGAUACACUCCAUGUCAACGCUAAUGAUAACCCCAGAGAGCGCAUCUCAUCACAAGCGAACUUUUCGUGGGAAAAUGGACGAACUUCAAUUCUUCAUUCAACUCAGCGAGAACGAUCUAACAACGACGAAUUGAGACCUCCUUACCAGAACGCUUGCGCAAGCUCUUCAAGUCAGCGACCACCCACGUACUCGGCAAGUGCUUCAGACACACAGUGCGCUGCUCUAGCAUCGCUCCAUCCGACCAACCCUUUUCUUGAAGACGUCAUUGCCAGAGAUCCAAUCCGACCAGCAUUGGAACUUACGCAAAUAACCCAGUAA